GGCACCAACACGCCCACGACACCGAGCAAAGCGGAUUAAAAUCCCGCAGAGAUGGCAGGAGAGGCUGAGGACGAGAUACCAGAAUCGGGAGCAGUUUUCACUUUUGGGAAGAGUAAAUUUGCAGACAAUGUUCCCAGUAAAUUCUGGCUAAAAAAUGACGUCCCGCUCAAAAUAGCUUGUGGGGACGAACACACCGCCUUCUCCACAGAAAAUGGGAAACUCUUCAUGUUUGGCAGCAACAACUGGGGCCAGCUCGGUCUGGGAUCCAAACUGACUGUGAACAAGCCUACAUGUGUCAAAGCUCUGAAGUGUGAGAAGGUUCAGCUGGUGGCCUGUGGAAGGAACCACACCCUCCUCUGCACCGCUCAGGGAAAAGUGUACGCCUCAGGCGGGAACAGCGAGGGUCAGCUGGGGCUCGGCGACUGCGAGGAGAGGACGGCGUUUCAGCGGUUGGACUUCUUCGAUUCGCACGGACCAAUGAAAAUGCUCGCUGCCGGUUCAAACACCUCGGCUGCUCUGACAGAGGGCGGCAAACUGUUCAUGUGGGGCGACAACACGGAGGGUCAGAUCGGUCUGGGGAAGGAGAGUCACGCCUCCUCGCCGCAGGAAGUCAGCGUGGGACGACCGAUCAGCUGGGUGUCCUGUGGAUACUACCACUCCGCCUUAGUGACAGUGGACGGAGGUCUGUACACGUUCGGAGAGCGGGACAGCGGUAAACUGGGUCUGGGCACCGACCAGCUGCCGCGACACCGAGUCCCUCAGCUGGUGAAGAGCAUCAAGGAGGCGGUGACGCAGGUGGCCUGUGGGGGGGGGCACACUGUGGCGCUCACAGAGGACGACGUGUUCACGUUCGGCCUCGGGCAGUUCGGGCAGCUCGGCCACGGGACGUUUAUAUUCGAGUCUCGGCUGCCGCGUCCCGUGGAGCACUUCAAGAAGGGCCGGGUCCGUCAGGUGGCCUGCGGAGAGAAUCACACGGCGGUCAUCACCGACGCAGGUUUGCUCUACACGUUUGGAGACGGCCGACACGGUAAACUGUGUCUGGGAGAGGAGAACUUCACCAACCAGUUCAAACCGACUCUGUGUCCGCGCUUCCUCCAGUACCACGUCCAGGCCGCCGUGUGCGGCGGCUGUCACAUGGCGGUGCUGGCUCGGCCGCGGGAUCGGAGCCGCGGUGAAGUGACUCUGGAGGAGGACGACGUGACAGAAGAUUACCUGGAGAAGCCGUACGUGGAGCUGCUGGGGGACACGGCCGACUCCUCCACCCUGCAGAGGAGCCUCUCUGCCCGGGUGCGCAGGAGGGAGAGGGAGCGAUCUCCAGAUCAGUUCGGCUCCAUGUUCCGCACUCUGCCCGCCAUGACGCCCGGCUACCUCCACCCGCCACUGCCCGUCUCCCGCCAGACCAUCCCGCCCAGGCUGCCUCCACCUGAGCUGGCCCACAGGAAGGUGCUCAACGGCACUCACCAACACGGGAGCGCAGGGUCGAUCCGACAGGCGCAGGCAGCGGCCGAGACGGACAGCGUUGUGGAGAGCCUGACUGACACCGACAGCGUUAGAGGCCUGGGAGAAACCACAGACUUCCUCAACAUGACACAUGUGAUGAAGAUGGACCCCAGUGAUAAAUCUCUCACCCUGUCUCCAGUGCAGAAGGAUUUGACAAAAGUAUUUUCUCAAACGCAGAGCAAAGGUGAGGAGGAGGAGGAGGAGGAAGAGGACGACGUCGUCGGUGAUGAAGAGGAAGUGGAGAAUGACACGGCGGCUGACACUGAGGGGCCGUCCUCUCAGAGCCUGGACCAGACUCGGAGUCGUAGGCCGGAGGAGCUGAAGGAAGAGAGCGUGCCUGACGGAGAGCAGAGAGCUGAAAUCACUGAGGAGCCUGACGCCACAGGUGACAGCAAACCAGCCAAUGGGACGGCAGACAGCAGCUCAAAGAGCCAAUCAGGCUCCGGCAAAAAGCUCUCCCUCUUCAGACGCCUCUCCUUCUCCAGGUCGAAGCAGGCCAACGACAGGGACCAAACCCCAGCGGAGGGCUCCACCAGCGGGGAGGCAGCCGUCCAGGGAGAGCCUCCGUCCCCGGCCACCGGCGGGAGCAGCCACCCAGGGACGAACAGAGGCGGAGCACAGCAGAAAUCCCUGCCGCCUGCAGCCAGAGGGCCUCGCUCUGGUGCCUGUACCGUGCUGUGAGCACAGGGCUAAACUCUCAGGUGAACUCAGUCGUCUCCAGAAGUCAGACCAAAGUGAGAAAGGUUCACUAGCAAAACACUUUACUGUGUUUUCAAGCAGCUCUUCCCUCCACAGCGUCCUCCAGCUCCUCUGAGGUGUUUGAACGUUUUCAUGUGAAGCCACGACAGAGACGCAGUGUCUCCGUCCAGAAUCAUCGUCCUCCAGUGGUUUAGACUCUGUGCGUCAGUACACUGUCACAUCACUGUCAGGUGUUGGAUUCACAGCAGUUAAAACAGACAGAGUCACAGCACAAACAAAUAUGUCCAGAUUACCAACUAACUAUUGAUUAUUUUCACAAUUGAUUCAUCUGCAGAUGAUUUUCCUGAUUAAUCGAUGAAGUGUCAGAAAACAUUGAAAAAUGCUGAAGUGAUGUCAGAUGUCCAACUAAUGCUCAGAUAUUCAGUUUAAAGUCAUGUUUGAGAAGCAGAAACCAUCACAUGUAUACAUACAUACACAUAUUUACCAUCAUAUUCAUAUCAAAUAUUCACAUUUUAGAAGCUGGAACCAGAAUUUUUGUCAUUUUUUGCUUAAGAAAUAAGUGAAACAUCAGGUCACUUAUCAACAUUGUUGCUGAUUACUUUUCUGUCGAUCGAC
Seriola dumerili (greater amberjack) is the source of this 2814-nucleotide messenger RNA. RefSeq names its product X-linked retinitis pigmentosa GTPase regulator-like (gene rpgrb). The record is from RefSeq and is a predicted model, not a curated record. The transcript is spliced from 17 exons. The coding region runs from base 52 to 2181 and encodes 709 amino acids. Lineage: Eukaryota; Metazoa; Chordata; Actinopteri; Carangiformes; Carangidae.